AUGCGGAAGAAAGGGGGCGGAGCGGGGGGGAGGGGGAGGAGCGGGAAGCAGCAGGGCAAGGAGGUGCGAUCGGCGCGGGUGAAAGCGGAGGUGGUGGAGGAGGAGUGUGAGGGGGAGGGGCAGUUGGGGGUUGUGGGGAAGGAAGGGGAGGUGGCAGGAACUGCCAGAGACGACGACGACGACGACAACGAGAACGAGGAGGAGCAUGGUGAGGAGAACAAUGGGCACGAUGGGAACGACGGAAACGGUGGAAAGGAAGACAACGGGGAGAAUGAGAACGAGAACGAGGAGGAUGAGGACGCGUUGGGGCGCAUGACCCAGGAGCAGAUAGACGCUCUAGAAGUCCGCUUUCAGCAGAAUCGCCGGCUCGACACGGCAAGGAAGCUGGUGCUGGCACGGGAGGUGGGCGUGCGGCCGCGGCAGGUGUCGGUGUGGUUCCAGAACCGGAGGGCGCGGUGGCGGCAGAAGAAGAAGGAGAGUGACUUGAGUGCGAUGCAGAGGGAGUAUGCGCGGUUGAAGGUGGCGCGGGAGCAGCUUGGGGAGGACUAUGAGCUGCUGAAGAAGGACUAUGAGGAUUUGCUGCUGCAUAACGCCGCACUGCAUGAUAAGGUGGACGAUCUGAUGGCGCAUCUAGUGCAGCACGGCAUGCUAUCCGCCUCCACCUCCUCCUGCCUGCGAGAAGCUCUCCUCACAGCCGGCCCGCUCUCCCCCGCCAACACCACCACCAGUCCCCUGCCUCUGCCUAGUGAUGCCGCCACCACCCUGCCUGCCGCCGAGCCUGGCGCCCACGCGCUGGCGGCCGCCGCAGCUGCUGGCUCGGCAGCUGCCUUGGGGGUGGGUGGUAGGGGCGCCCCGUCCCCCUCUGCUGCUGCUUCUGCUGUGGCGUAUGGUGGAGGUGUGGGGAUGUGGGCAGGGGAAGAGGUGGGGGGAGGAGUGGAAGGAGAGGAAGGAGAGGGGAUAGGAGGAGGAGGAGUGGGAGGAGAGGAUUGGACCCAGAUCUUUUCAACCCCUGCCCGCCCACCAGCCCCGGCAGCAGCAACCACCACCUGGCCUACCCAUGCCGAUGCAGCCCUACGAGCGGCGCUGCUGGUGGGUCAGCUGCUGGUGGGUAUGGGUCUGCGCUGGGGGGGUCAGGUCUGGGUGGGUACCCUACAGCUACAUCUCUGUCUUCUUCUCCUGCGUUCAGUGUCGCUGCUGCUGCUGGGUGGGGCAGCGAGUCGUAUGGGGAUCGCAGCAGGGAGCGUGGCGACCGAGUGA
Closterium sp. Yama58-4 is the source of this 1257-nucleotide messenger RNA. The record is from the annotation of a GenBank genome assembly. NCBI's taxonomy places the organism in Eukaryota, Viridiplantae, Streptophyta, Zygnematophyceae, Desmidiales, Closteriaceae.